Messenger RNA from Gracilinanus agilis (Agile Gracile Mouse Opossum), 4688 nucleotides. RefSeq names its product alpha-2-macroglobulin-like. NCBI's taxonomy places the organism in Eukaryota, Metazoa, Chordata, Mammalia, Didelphimorphia, Didelphidae. Gene Ontology annotation, cellular component: extracellular region. Gene Ontology annotation, molecular function: endopeptidase inhibitor activity. Bases 10 to 4566 code for a protein of 1518 amino acids. The record is from RefSeq and is a predicted model, not a curated record. The transcript is spliced from 37 exons.
UCCAGCACCAUGGGGAGAGACCGGCUGCUUCACGCAGGUCUAGUCCUAUGGCUCCUCACCUUGGUCACUGCGAUCCAUGGAGAACCGACUCUGAAAACAGCUAGUGUGGGGAAAACGGAAAAUUUAUGUGGCAUCUGGAGAGUAAUAGGAUCUGGGAAAAACGCGGAAAUAGUUCCUGCUUGUCUUGAAAGUUACUUCAUGGUGCUAGUCCCCUCUCUGCUUCAUACCGAGAUCACCCAAAAAGCCUGUGUGUUUAUAAGCCACCUGAAUGAGUCAGUGACUGUGACUGCUACCUUGGAGUUCACCAGAACGAAUGGCAGCACCAUAUUUACUCAACAGGUGAACACACAAGAAGCGUUCCUGUGCCUUCCCUUCACUAUCCCAAGAUUAUCUUCAUCUUCGGAGGUGGCAUUCUUAACUGUUCAAGUGAGCAGUUCAAUAGCAACAGUCAGUAAACGGAAGACAGUGCUGGUGAAGAACUCAAGGAGUUUGGUUUUUAUGCAAACAGACAAACCUAUCUACAAGCCAGGACAGCAAGUUCAGUUUCGUAUUGUUGCUGUGGAUGAAAAUUUUCACAUCCAGAAUGAGAUGUUUCCACUGGUGUACAUCGAGGACCCCCAAAAGAAUCGUAUCAUGCAGUGGCAGAAUCUCAAGUUAGAGAGAGGUCUCACGCAGCAGUCCUUCACCCUCUCAUCAGAACCCAUCUAUGGCUCCUACAAAGUGGUGGUGGAGAAGAAAUCAGGAAGAAAGAUAUCGCGCUUCUUUAAAGUGGAUGAAUAUGUAUUGCCCAAAUUUGAGGUGCAGGUCAAGAUGCCAAAUAAAAUCAUGAUCUCGGAUGAAGAGUUUACGGUGUCAGUCUGUGGAAAAUACACUUAUGGGGAGCCUGUUUCAGGUCUGGCAACUGUGAAUGUUUGCAGGAAGUUCACGCAGAAUUAUGGCUGCUAUGGCAAAGAAUCAGAGAGUAUCUGCGAAGAAUUCAGCAAGCAGGUAAAUGGUUUAGGUUGCAUGUCCCAAAUAUUAAAAACCAAGAUUUUCCAAUUGAAGAGAGAUGAGUUGUUCCAGAUGAGCCUUCAAGCAACUGCCAAGAUCACAGAGGAUGGGACAGACGUGGAAUUGACUGGAACUGGAUCCAGUGAAAUCACGGAGGUCCUGAGCAAAGUCUCAUUUGUAAAUGUGGAUUCACAUUACAGACACGGACUCCCUUUCUUUGGGCAGGUGCUCCUAGUGGAUGGGAAAGAUGCUCCCAUCCCAAAUGAGCUUGUUUAUAUCAUUAUAAUGGAAUCUAACAGUCACAAUGUCAAAAACUAUACCACUAAUGCCCAAGGCCUGGUACAAUUCUCUUUUGAAACGGACAACUACACUUCUCCCUCCAUCAGACUCUCAGUCAAACACAAAGAUGACAUGGAAUGCUAUGGAUACAUGUGGAAAAGAGCCCAAUACAGGAUGGCACAGCAUACCCUGAAGCAUGUUUUCUCCUUAAGUAAGAGCUACAUCUACAUUGAACCUAUAUUUGACACCUUGACCUGUGGACAAAACCAGAAUAUUCAGGUUCACUACAUACUGAACCCAAAGACCUUGGAGGAACUAAAGGAGGUCACCUUCUAUUAUCUGGUCAUGGCCAAGGGAUUUAUUGUUCAAUCAGGGAACCAUGUGCUGCCUGUAACACCCAGCAAUGUCAAAGGAAUAUUUCCCCUUACUUUCCUUGUGGAAUCAGCCAUUGCUCCUAUUGCCCGGAUUCUUGUCUAUACCAUUUUACCAGAUGGGGAAAUUAUUGCUGAUUCUAAGAAGUUUAACGUUGAAACCUGUUUUGCCAAUAAGGUGAAUUUAAGUUUUUCAUCACCAAAAAGCCUUCCAUCCACGGUCACCCACCUGAAGGUAAUAGCCUCUCCUCAGUCCCUCUGUGCCCUGCGGGCAGUAGAUGAGAGUGUCCUUCUCCAGCAUCCUGAAAAGGAGCUUACUCCCAACUCGCUAUAUGAGCUGCUAUCUGUGAAGGAUCUUACCGGAUUCCCUCAAGGUGUAAAAGGGCACGAAGAAGAUUCUGAAAAAUGUGUCCAUUUCAAGAAUAUCUUUAUAGAUGGAGUCAGCUACGCCCCUGUGAUGAAUAAUGAAGAAGAUGAUACUUACAACUUCCUAAAAGAAAUGGGCUUAAAGGUAUUCACUAAUGCAAAGGUCAAGAAGCCCCAUUUCUGCAUGCCCCAUACCCCACCCCCAGCUGCUUACCUAGAAUAUGGACGUGCAGUUCCUUUGGUAGGAGCUGCAGGUGUAGGAGACUUAAGACACCAGGCAAGAUUCCGUACAAAUACUGUAAUUGUGGAAGAACAAAAGGACUCCCCAGUUGAGACUGUGAGAAAGCAUUUCCCUGAGACCUGGAUCUGGAGCUUGGUAGUACCAGAUUCAACAGGUGAAACUGAAGUGGAAGUGAAUGUCCCCGAUACCAUCACUAAAUGGAAGGCUGGAGCAUUCUGCCUGUCAGACAACACAGGAUUUGGUCUCUCCCCUCCAACCUCUCUCAUAGCCUUCAAGCCUUUCUUUGUGUCUCUCACCCUACCCUAUUCUGUGAUUCGAGGAGAGGCUUUCACACUCAAGGCCACUGUCUUCAACUACCUGCCUCACUGCAUCCGGGUUAAAGUACAGCUAAAAGACUCUUCCAUGUUUGUGGCUGUUCCCAAAGAAAAAAAUGAAGAGUCUCACUGCAUCUGUGGAAGUCAUCAUCAAACAUUUUCAUGGGCUGUGACUCCCAAAUCAUUAGGAAAAGUGGCUUUUUCUGCAAGUGCAGAAGCAGUGGAAUCCCAGGAAAUGUGUCAUAAUGAGAAGGCUAUUGUUCCUGAGAGUGGAAAGAAGGAUACGGUCAUCAGAGAUUUGUUAGUCGAGCCUGAAGGGAUUGAAAAAGAGGAGGCUUUCAACUCCAUGCUUUGUCCAACAGAUGCUGAGCUGUCUGAACAAAUAUCCCUGAAACUCCCACCAAAUGUUGUGGAAGGAUCAGCCAGAGCCUAUUUCUCAGUUUUGGGUGACAUCCUUGGAUCUGCAGUACAAGACACUCAAAAUCUCCUCAAGAUGCCCUAUGGCUGUGGAGAGCAGAAUAUGGCCCGGUUAGCUCCCAACAUUUAUGUCCUGAAUUAUCUGAAUGAAACACUCCAGCUGACACCAGAGAUCAAGGCCAAAGCAAUUGGAUUCCUCCAACAUGGUUACCAUCAGCAGCUGAUCUAUAAGCACUCAGAUGGCUCCUACAGCACCUUUCGCCAUAGCGAGAGUAAUACCUGGCUUACUGCCUUUGUGCUGAAGUCCUUUGCACAGGCUCAGGCACACAUCUUCAUAGAUGAAACUCAUAUCAAGGAAGCCCUCUUCUGGCUAUCGCACCAACAGAAAGAAAAUGGCUGUUUCCGAAGCUCCGGUUCACUAGUACACAAUGAUCUUAAGGGUGGAGUAGAAGAUGAGUUGACGCUCUCUGCAUAUAUCACCAUCGCUCUGCUGGAGAUGCCUCUUGAAGUCACUCAUUCUGUUGUUCGAAAUGCACUUUUCUGCCUGGAAACAGCUUGGAAGAUACAACAAAAUGAAGUCCACAAAAACAGUGCCUACACCAAAGCCUUGUUGGCUUACGCCUUUGCCCUGGCGGGAAAUGAGGCCAGAAAAAAAGAGCUGCUCUUGGCGUUGGACAAGGAUGCUGUGAAGAAAGACAACUCGGUCCAUUGGGAGCGCCCAGUGAGACCCCAGGCACCAGCAGGAUUUCAAUCUCUGGCUCCCUCUGUUGAAGUGGAGAUGACUUCCUACGUACUCCUUGCUUACCUCACUGCCCUUCCUGCCCCAUCUCCUGAGGAUAUGACUAUGGCAUCUCAAAUCGUGAACUGGAUCGCCAAGCAGCAGAAUCCACAUGGAGGAUUCUCUUCUACUCAGGACACAGUGGUUGCACUCCACGCCCUGUCCCGAUAUGGAGCACUCACUUACAGUAAACAUAAAGAACCUACAGAGGUGACCUUCCAAUCUUCUAAAGACUUUUCUCAAAAAUUCCAAGUGCAUCCUGCCAACCUCCUACUCCUACAGCAAAUCUCCUUGCCAGAGGUCCCUGGAGAGUACACCGCAGGCGUGAAAGGGAAAAGAUGUGUGUAUCUUAAGACAUCUCUGAGGUACAAUGUCCAUGUGAAAGAAGAGGAUUCUCCAUUUCAUCUGCAAGUGCAGACCAUUCCCCCAACCUGUGAUUCUGCAAAAGCCCAUAGAACCUUCCAGAUCUCAUUUAAUGUCAGUUACAAAGGAAAUCGUCCUUCUUCCAACAUGGUCAUUAUUGAUGUGAAGAUGGUGUCAGGUUUCAUCCCUGAAAAAUCAUCUGUGAAGAUGCUUGUGAAAUCCGGCCGCCUGAGCAAGACAGAAGUGACCAGCAAUCAUGUCUUGCUCUAUGUGGAAAAGUUGACCAAUGAGACACUGUCCUUUUCCUUCACUGUGAACCAAGAUAUUCCAGUAAGAGACCUGAAACCAGCUGUGGUGAAGAUCUAUGAUUACUAUGAAACGGAUGAAAUGGGUUUUGCUGAGUACCAAGUCCCCUGCAGCACAGAUUCAAACCAAGGAAAUGCUUAAGAUCCAUGUGUAAGCACAAGACUCAGAAGCUUUGGUUUCCAACCUCUCCCAACCCAGAAAAGAUGGUUUCUUUCACCAAAAAGAAAUAAAAUCUUGUUGAAUAAAUGUGUGCUUAGAGGAAA